UAACAAAUUGUGUUUAGUUUAAGCCACUAGGUGUGUGAGGUGUUACAACAGCAAUAAAAGGCACAUAAGGUAGAAGGAAACCAUUCAACAUAUGUUUAAUAAGAAAAAUAGAGGAAGUGAAACAUUUACAAGUGUCUGAGAAUUUUCCAGAAUGGAAGAGAUGAGUCUUCAGACUGAGAAACCUCACCAAGGUCUGCACUUAUGAGCUAUCAAUAACCAUAGACAUCGUAGUGAAAUGCCUAAGACUAAGACAAAGCCUUAAAAGCAGACUGAGCCGCAGGCAUAGGCAAGAACAAGACAAGCGGAACACUCUUUCCAGGAAGGUUACGAAUGUCAGUGGUCAACCAAUGUGAUCAGUAUUCAAAGUCAGACUCUAGGUGUGGCCCGCACUCCUUUAGUCUGGGCAGUCCUGAGUCCCAGUACAUGUUCAGAGACGAUUUAGACAAAGAAGAUGGAAGGAAGCUGGUUCCACAGGAAAAGAUUUCCCCUCUACCUCGUUCUCAGUCUUCUGCUUCAAGGAAGGGGCGUUACUUUCACCAUCAAUUGCUCAGGGUUUGGCCGGCACGGGGCAGAUCCCACUGCUCUGAAUUCAGUGUUUGAGAGAAGGGCCUUCCGCCCAGUCACCAACGUCAGCGUCCCCACCCGAGUCAACAUCUCCUUCACGAUGUCUGCCAUCCUGGAUGUGGUUUGGGAUAACCCAUUCAUCAGCUGGAACCCAGAGGAGUGCGAAGGCAUCACGAAGAUGAGCAUGGCAGCCAAGAACCUGUGGCUCCCAGACAUUUUCAUCAUGGAGUUCAUGGAUGUGGAUAAGACCCCAAAAGACCUCACAGCGUAUGUAAGUAAUGAAGGUCGCAUCAGAUAUAAGAAGCCCAUGAAGGUGGCCAGUAUCUGUGACCUGGACAUCUUCUACUUCCCCUUUGACGCACAGAACUGCACGCUCACCUUCAGCUCAUUCCUCUACACAGUGGACAACAUGUUGCUGGGCAUGGAGAAGGAAGUGUGGGAAAUAACAGACACAUCCCGGGACAUCCUUCAGGCCCAUGGAGAGUGGGAGCUCCUGGGCAUCAACAAGGCCACCGCAAAGAUGUCCGUGGGAGCCAACCUGUAUGAUCAGAUCACGUUCUAUGUGGCCAUCAGGCGCAGGCCCAGCCUCUAUGUCAUAAAUCUUCUGGUGCCCAGUGGCUUUCUGCUUGCCAUCGAUGCCCUCAGCUUCUACCUGCCAGUGGAAAGUGGGAAUCGUGUCCCAUUCAAGAUAACACUGCUGCUGGGCUACAAUGUCUUCCUGCUCAUGAUGAAUGACUUGCUCCCCACCAGUGGCACCCCCCUCAUCAGUGUCUACUUCGCACUGUGCCUGUCCCUGAUGGUGGUCAGCCUGCUGGAGACCGUCUUCAUCACCCACCUGCUGCACCUGGCCACCACCCAGCCCCCACCCCUGCCUCGGUGGCUCCACUCUCUGCUGCUGUCCUGCACCAGCCCAGGGAGAUGCUGUCCCACUGCACCCCAGAAGGGAAAUGAGGGCCUGGGUCUCACCCCCACCCACCUGCCCGGUGCAAAGGAGCCAGAGGUGUCAGCAGGGCAGAAGCCAGGCCCCGUGGAGGCAGAGCCAACAGGGGGCUCAGAACGGACAAGGGCCCAUCGGGAGCACGGGGCCCAGAGGCAGCAGUCGGUGGAGCUGUGGGUGCAGUUCAGCCACGCGAUGGACACCCUGCUCUUCCGCCUCUACCUGCUCUUCAUGGCCUCCUCCAUCCUCACCGUCAUUGGCCUCUGGAACACCUAGGCAGGGGCUCACCUGUGAACUUCAGUCUAGAGCUUCUCUUGACUCCAGGGGCCAGCCAGGUCUUCACCCUCUCCCAAGUACCAACUAUCAUAUCCCCAAAGAUGACCGAGUCUCUGCUGU
Sapajus apella (tufted capuchin) is the source of this 1897-nucleotide messenger RNA. It is a transcript of the gene HTR3E, whose product is annotated as 5-hydroxytryptamine receptor 3E. Bases 452 to 1777 code for a protein of 441 amino acids. Gene Ontology annotation, cellular component: membrane; neuron projection; synapse. Gene Ontology annotation, biological process: nervous system process; regulation of membrane potential; signal transduction. Lineage: Eukaryota; Metazoa; Chordata; Mammalia; Primates; Cebidae. The transcript is spliced from 8 exons. The record is from RefSeq and is a predicted model, not a curated record. Gene Ontology annotation, molecular function: neurotransmitter receptor activity; extracellular ligand-gated monoatomic ion channel activity; transmembrane signaling receptor activity.